Messenger RNA from Cladocopium goreaui, 885 nucleotides. The record is from the annotation of a GenBank genome assembly. Lineage: Eukaryota; Dinophyceae; Suessiales; Symbiodiniaceae.
GCUGCUGCAAGUUUAGUGCCUUCGCCCGUGUCACCGCCCAAGGAUGAAGCCGCCGCUGGCGAAGCCGCGCCCUGGAAGAAGCGCCGCGUGCGCGGCGCGGCAGGCACUGCAGCCGCUCCGGCGCCUGUGGUUGUGCCAGGUAAGGCGGCACCGACCGCACCGACGGCAGCGGCUCGAGCGGCAGAGACUUCAGCACCAGCGGAGGAAGCCAAGAACGUGAAGGAAUUGUUGCCUCGCAAGGUGCUGUUGUCCAACGUGCCCGCGACGGCCACCAUCAAGGAAAUCUCAGAUUUCUUUACAGGAGCAAUUUUCACCGCCACGGGGCAUACCUUGGGGGACAACCACAAGGUGGUGGAGCUUGUUGAGGUCCAGAAUGGCGGCCAUGCAGAGGUGCUGUUCGCCACGCCCUUGAGCGCCAGCAUCGCCGUGGCACUACACGGGAUGAACUUCCAGAAUAAGGUCCUGGGCAUCCGUCGACCGCCUGGCUUCACAGGGCCACCAUUGAAUCGCGCCAAGCUGCUGACGGUGGCCAUGAAGGACUUGGUCUCCGAUGCGCCUGGCCCAACGGGAGCUGCGGGAGCUGCGCAGGCGCCACCCAGCACCGCGCCCGGCGCGCCCGUUGCGGCGCCUGGCGCGGCUGUGGUGAAGAUCACAGGGAUCCCAGCGUCGAUGACGGGGAGCAGCAUCUUCGAUUGCCUGCAGCAGUUUGGAGGGCCGUUGAAGAAUUUGUCUUUGACCAAGACCCAGACCGGGGAACACAACGGCAGCGGCACCGCAGAGUUCCUGGAGUCUUCCUCCGCGCUGGAGGCCUGUCGCUUCUCUCCCUUCUUUGGUUUCAUCGAGGUGACGAUGCAGGAGAUCCGAACAUGUUUGGAGGUUUCCUAA